AUGAUCAUGACGAUCAAGAAGAAGGAAGAGGAAGAAGAAGAUGGUGAUGUAGAAGAAGGAGAGAAAGAUGAAGAAGAGGAUGGUGAUGUAGAAGAGGGAGAGAAAGAUGAAGAAGAGGAUGGUGAUGUAGAAGAAGGAGAGAAAGAUGAAGAAGAGGAUGGUGAUGUAGAAGAAGGAGAGAAAGAUGAAGAAGAAAAAGAUGAAGAAGAUGAUGAUGAUGUAGAAGAAGGAGAGAAAGAUGAAGAAGAGGAUGGUGAUGUAGAAGAAGGAGAGAAAGAUGAAGAAGAGGAUGGUGAUGUAGAAGAAGGAGAGAAAGAUGAAGAAGAAAAAGAUGAAGAAGAUGAUGAUGAUGUAGAAGAAGGAGAGAAAGAUAAAAAAGAAGAAGAUAAAGAAGAUGAUGAUGAUGAUUAUGACAGUGAUCAAGAUGAUGAUAACAAGGGUGAUAUCCUUAUACUGACUAAACUUUGA
Messenger RNA from Helobdella robusta, 468 nucleotides. RefSeq lists its product as hypothetical. The record is from RefSeq and is a predicted model, not a curated record. The transcript has a single exon. Lineage: Eukaryota; Metazoa; Annelida; Clitellata; Rhynchobdellida; Glossiphoniidae. Bases 1 to 468 code for a protein of 155 amino acids.